AUGGAAUCGAUUUUGCAAGGUUUCCCGAAUGUUCAAGUGUACCUCGACGACAUCAUUGUGACGGAAAAGGAAAACGACACAUCAGUACUGCGGCAGGUGUUUCAGCGGCUUCGUGAACACAAACUGAAGUUGAACAAAGCCAAGUGCCAGUUUAGGGGAGCACAAGUGUCGUUUCUGGGGCACCGCAUCGAUGCCAAAGGUCUUCAUCCUCUGCAAGAUAACUUCGAGGUGGUACUGGCCGCGCCAAAGCCAACAUCGGUAAACCAGCUGAAAUCUUUCUUGGGCUUGGUCACUUAUUAUGCUAAAUUCUUGCCCAACUUGUCAACGACGCUGGCUCCCUUAUAUCGCUUGCUGGCAAAGGGGGUGUUGUGGCGAUGGGGACCGUCCCAGGACAGCGCAUUCAGAGAAGCAAAGAGUGGCUUAGAGCAGUUGGCAGACAGCACGAGCGAGGACUUGCUCCUCCGACAGGUGAAGACGUGGAUCCUUUGUGGUUGGCCAAACCAGCUGGGACCAGAGCAACAGUGCCUUCAACCGUACUUCACCCGCAGAUACGAACUCACUACGGAAGAAAUGGAGGUUCUCGUGCAAGGGGAGAACAUUUCCCAAGAAGAAUUUGGGGCCGGCACGGGCUGGAGAACCGUCGGCUCGAAAAAGCAAGCCGUUGAGAGAUCCAAUGCGAGCAGUUUCGGCACCCACCUCGGCACCGGCGGAAGGAAGAAGCGCGAGCAGAAACUGAAACAGCAGUUAAUCAAGGCCAGCCGCAUGCCAUAUCUACCGAAGGGUGAUUUCAAGAUUAUCAUCCGCCCAAAGGGAGGCCUCAAUAUUGGCGAAUCAGGAGCGGCCCGAGUAGCUUCGUGCGUCUACCAAGCUGCUGGCAUACCCGGGGAGCACAGGGAAGACGACACCGUGUGCCUCAACGUACAACAGAACAUCAUCGUAGUGAGUACCCCCAGUGAAGCCAACGCAGACAGAUACCAAUGUGUCGAGCGCCUCGUGGUCAACGGCCAGGCCUAUUAG
This is a messenger RNA of Dermacentor andersoni, 1017 nucleotides long. The record is from RefSeq and is a predicted model, not a curated record. Lineage: Eukaryota; Metazoa; Arthropoda; Arachnida; Ixodida; Ixodidae.